CACCUCCUCCACUCCCCGAUAAAUUCCCAAGACUGGUCAUCCUGCUGCCGCAGCAAGCUGCUUCCUAAGAGCUGCAUGCUCCUUCGCUCGCAGCCCCCAAUGAGGAUGGAAAAGCGGUCUCGCAGCUCCUCCAAGGAGUCCCACAGGAGGAACAGAGAGCCUGCAGACUCACAGGGCAGGAGAGAGAAGGUGGAGAGCAGAAGAGCAGCCAGCAAGGACAGAGAGGGGCUCAAGAGGGGGAAAGCCAAGGAGGGCAAGAGCCCCAUGGAGACAGACAGCAGGAUGCCGAGCUCCACAGUGGUAGACGUGGACGAUGUAGUGUCUUUCGACGAGGAAACAGAGGUGAUGGCACUGCUGGAAAGUGAGCGACAAGAGGAAGGGAUGACAUCUCCCGGUCGAGGUAUCUGUGAGUGGCUUCUUACCAUCUUGUCCCUUCUCUUCAUCAUAUUGACCUUCCCCAUUUCUGUCUGGUUCUGCAUGAAGAUCGUGCGGGAGUACGAGAGAGCCAUCGUGUUCCGACUUGGGCGCCUCCUUCCCGGAAGGCCCCGAGGGCCCGGCCUUUUCUUCUUCCUUCCCUGUCUGGAUACAUACCACAAGGUAGACCGUCGCCUCAAAACCCUAGAGAUCCCCUUCCAUGAGGUGGUGACUAAAGACAUGGUUACAGUGGAAAUAGAUGCAGUCUGCUACUACCGGAUGGAAAAUGCCUCUCUCCUCCUAACCAGCGUGGCCAACCUCUCCAGCGCUGUCCAGCUGCUGGUACAGACAACCAUGAAGCGCUUGCUGGCCCAUCGAUCCUUCAGUGAAAUCCUCCUGGAGAGGAAGAGCAUUGGCCAGGAAAUGAAGGUCGCCUUGGAUGCAGUCACAUGUCGCUGGGGAAUCAAGGUGGAGAGAACAGAAAUCAAUCAUGUGCGGCUGCCGGCUGAACUGCAGCAGUCCUUGGCAAUGGAAGCAGAGGCCCAGAGACAGGCCAAAGUGCGGGUGAUUGCUGCCGAGGGGGAGAAGGCUGCCUCCGAAUCCCUGAAGAUGGCAGCCGAGAUCUUGGCCAGCUCCCCAGCUGCUGUCCAGCUCCGUUACCUGCAUACGCUGCAAUGCCUGUCUGCUGAGAAACCUUCCACCAUUGUCCUCCCUUUGCCCUUUGACCUAAUGAAUCUUGUAUCUGCCGCUAGCCACAACUCCACGGGCAGCAGCCUUCCUACCAGCGCUCCCAAUCACCCUGAGGCUCCAAAGGACACGAAGGACUCCCCCAUGCUAUAGAGCCAUACC
This is a messenger RNA of Caretta caretta (loggerhead turtle), 1263 nucleotides long. The record is from RefSeq and is a predicted model, not a curated record. Lineage: Eukaryota; Metazoa; Chordata; Testudines; Cheloniidae.